This is a messenger RNA of Chara braunii, 2351 nucleotides long. The record is from the annotation of a GenBank genome assembly. Lineage: Eukaryota; Viridiplantae; Streptophyta; Charophyceae; Charales; Characeae.
GUGGUCGGCGAUGAGGCCGCACGUUGGGUGGAAAUGGCAUCUACAGACGAGGCCCCGGAGACUGAGAAAGGGCUGUCAGCCCUUGCACAGGUCUCCCACGACCUCGUGGCCACCUGCGCUCUGCAGCAGGAGGAAAUCCUCCACCUGCAGCAGACAGUGGACCAGAUGCUCGCACGRCUGCAGGCGUUGGAAAAACAGCCAGCAGCUGUAGCAGCCGCAGGGCCUGCAAACCUUGCGACCCGUGUUAAAGUCUUGGAGGACGACGUCGGCAAUAUCAAGCGUGUGCAUCAGGACUUCAGGACGUCGCAGCAAGCAACGAACUUGCAGUUGGAGACGCAGGUCCAGGCGGCUGCCACCGUGACGCCCGCCGCGGCAUCCUCCAGGCGCCCACCCAAGCUMGAUGACAUUCCAGUCUUCUGCGAUCUGUCCAAGACGGAACCGAUCCCGUGGUGGCGCCAGUUUACUCUCCGGCUCGACAUGCACCAUGUCCCGAACAACGAUCGACAUCCGUGCUUGUACCACCGAUCUGGUGGUGCGUGUCAAGCAUGGCUGGACAACAUCUUGACCAGCCACGGCGUAGCAGUGUCGGAACUACACACCAAGCUCACUUGGCAGGAGUUGACWGACGCCUGRCACAAGCGAUUCCAAGUGGAGCCRCSCGMCCURCAAGCGAUGGACAAGCUCAACAAGCUCCAUCAAAACACGCUGGUCAGUCAGGACUGGAUCACCGAGUUUCAAAGACUCGCCUCUACACCUAACCUCCCGCUCGCAUUCCGCGCCAUCAAGCACUUGUUUAUCAUGCGCUCGUGUCCGGCGCUGCAAAACGCGCUUACGCAGAUUGCAGAGACACUCGACACAUCCGACAAGCUGUUUAGCACAUCGUCACGGAUCAUUCUGAGAAAUAUCGACGCAACAACCACGGCCGCGACAAGACGAAGACUCAAUCCACCUCGACACCGAGCACUGGAUCAGCCGCCGACGAACCUUGGGUACAAUACGGACUCUCGGCGAACUCUUAUCGCACGCGCCUCAAGUACCGGUAUUGCCUUUGGUGCAACAACACCAUCCACGAUGCUGCACAUUGCCCCACCAAGGGGAAACCCCGUCAGGGAAAGUAGGCGCCGCCGAGGGAAACUUGACACCUCCCUCGACGCCAUCGGAAGCAGUUGUGGCCACGACCGCCCUUUCUUCCGAGGCAUAUGCGGAUGUCGGGAGUCUUCAACUUUCGCACCGGAGUUAGCCGAGGUCCUAUACACCGGUUGGAUCCGCUCCAAGGGCUACCCCAAGGAGAUCGUUUGCGACCGGGACACUCGCUUUCUCUCCGACUUUUGGAUCGCCCUCGUCAAACGAUGGGGCUCAUCGUUGAAGCCGAGUUCGGCUCGCCACCCGCAAACCGACGGUCAGACGGAAAGGGCGCAUCAGACCGCUCAAGUCCUCCUACGCACUCUCAUCCGUCCUGACCAGGUUGAUUGGGUCGAGCGCUUGCCAGACGUGGAGUUGGCUUACAACUCAUCGAUCCAUCCGGCUAUUGGGAUGUCGCCAUUCGAGUUUGAGCAUGGUUCACCCAUCUCAUCGCCGCUGGACGCCAUUUUGCCACGCACAGCCGAGAGCGACGACCAUCUUACGAUCCUUCGUCGCAUGCAAGAGCUCCUUGUCAAGGCACGGGAUCAGAUGUCAAAGACGCAAAUACGGAUGAGCCGCCAAGCCAACCGCAAUCGUCUUCCUUGCCCRUUCCGCRCCGGCGAUCUGGUUUGGGUCUCCGCCGCGGARUUYAGCCUUGAACAAGACAUCUCUCGCAAGCUCCUUCCCAAAUGGAUGGGGCCUUGGCGCAUUCUCUCUGCAGUUGGUGAUGAUCCUGAGGGGCCUUCAUUCCGCAUYGCGGUGCCACCUCACUUGCCCGUCCACACGGUGUUCCACUGUUCCAAACUCGCUCCUUUUGUUUCGGCAAAAUCCGACGAGUUCCCCGGUCGACGUACGCAAGACCCUCCUUCCAUGGACGGAUUUCAGGAGACCGGCUACAUCAUCACCGACCGGCGCCAUGGCAACAAGGAAACGGAGUUUCUACUUCACUUUUCCUACUGCAGCCACAAGGCUGACCGYUGGCUGACGCGUUCGGAACUGCAGGCCACCACCCCUGCAGUUCUCUCACGUUAUUUAAGCAAGGAGAAGACUACGCCGGGCACUUCAGCUCCCCGGCCUCCUCGCUACGUUCCGCCAUCAGAUCGGCAGCUUCGCUCGCGCCCCGGCUCAUCUUCAUAAGGAGGGGGCCUUGUUACAUGCUGAGAGCCUCCACACGGGCCCCUCACGGGACCCGAGGUUGGAUAAGGGCCCCCAGGUCGCAUCACCGCAAC